CCCCCCCCCCCCUCCCUCCUCCUUCUCCUACCCCCUCCAAUAAUCAAUCUUCCGACCACCUGCCCUUCCCACGAUGCCUCCUUACGAAUUGCGAUCUGGCGGGGAUGUCAAGAACAAGAAGCAAAGUGUCGCGGACCUCAAAUAUCGUCGUCUUACCGAACUCAACACCCGUCUGAAGGAGGAUCUGGACCGUCCUCGGGUGAAGGUCUCCGAGGCGGCCCUUUCUUUGAUCAACUACUGCAACAACACGCGCGACUUUAUGGUACCAUCCGUAUGGGGCCAGGUCGACAAGCGUGAGGAUCCCUACGCUCCCCAACAGCAGGGCGGCUGCUGCACGGUCAUGUAAUGCCGUUCAUGUCCAUUUCACCUCCGAUCGGCUGUCUACCGCCGAUUCAUUGAUAUCCCUAUCGCGAUGACUUCUACUUAAUCUUUCUUCUUCUUCUUCCUUUUCGUUCAUGUCUUUUCUCGGCUUCUCUCCAUCGAUCGACUGGCAGAUUCAAUCGUCUAGGAAGAUGCGCGAUGUCAGGCUCAGACCACCGAAGACGCGCUGGCCGGCAUACUUCGGGACGCAACAAUCAAGACAUGACGAUUCUUAUUCUUCCUUGGAUUACACUAAUACUGUGUGUUCUUGAAUUACAUUAAUGUGUGGUUCUUAUUUUACCUUUUUUUUUUCUUUUCUUUUCUUUUCAUAUUUCCAUUCAUGUUCAUCUUAUCUUGCCAUGUGAAAAUUAUUCUCUGGAUUAUUACCCUAUUUCCUUUGUCAGUGACUAGUCAGAAUAAAAUAUCUCAAAACUAAGAA
Molecule: messenger RNA, 799 nt
Organism: Aspergillus candidus
Lineage: Eukaryota; Fungi; Ascomycota; Eurotiomycetes; Eurotiales; Aspergillaceae
Product: guanine nucleotide-binding protein subunit gamma
Exons: 3
Coding region: 74-346 (90 amino acids)
Biological process (GO): G protein-coupled receptor signaling pathway
Cellular component (GO): heterotrimeric G-protein complex
Molecular function (GO): G-protein beta-subunit binding
Source: RefSeq, a predicted model, not a curated record